Adineta steineri is the source of this 1488-nucleotide messenger RNA. The record is from the annotation of a GenBank genome assembly. Lineage: Eukaryota; Metazoa; Rotifera; Eurotatoria; Adinetida; Adinetidae.
AUGACAGAUAAAGAACCGAGUAGAAAAGAAAAAUAUCGUCAAGAAUCAAAAGAUGAAAGACGUAUAAAAUUUAAAGAACGUCGUCGUUUAAAAGCAGAAUCGAAACUAGUCGGUUUUCGUCAAUCAACAAGUUAUAUUGAUUCCGAAUUAACAAAAGAAUCAAUCUAUUAUACUGAUCCUCAAUCACCAAAAUUACGUAAAGUUUAUCCAUAUUUUUUUACAUGGAUAACACAUGCGAAAGAACGUUGGUAUGGACGAACGAUUGAAGAUGUUUUUCAGUAUGAAUUUCGUCGUGCUAUAUUAAAACAAAAUUUUGAUGAUAUUAUACGUAAUGGUCUUGUACGUAUCAAUGACAAAUGUGUAGACAAAAAUUAUAUUAUUAGAAAUGGUGAUAAACUUGAACAUUAUACACAUCGACAUGAAGUACCCGUCAUUAAUCAAAAAAUUAAUAUUUUAAUUAAUGAUGACGAUUAUUUAGUUAUUGAUAAACCAUGUUCAAUGCCUGUUCAUCCAUGUGGAAAAUAUCGAUUUAAUACUGUACUUGCAAUACUUCAUUAUGAAUAUCAAUUAUCCAAUCUUCGUACUGUUCAUCGUUUAGAUCGUAUGACAUCCGGUAUAUUAAUUAUGGCUAAAACAGCUGCAAAAGCACGUGCAAUUGAUUUUAAUGCUGAUCGUUCAUCGGCGAAUAGUGUUGAUAAACUUUAUUUAUGUCGUGUACGUGGUAAAUUUCCUUAUAUGAAUCAAAUUGUUCGAGUUGAUAAACCAAUUGAAACAUUUUCAUUUCAACUUGGUUUAACUAAAAUCGGAGGAAAUAAACAAUGUCAAACAUUAUUUCGUCGUGUAACAUACGAAGAAUUAAAACAACAACAAGAAACACAUGGUAAAUUUAUAUUUGAUUUAAAUAAUGAAAAUAAUGAAAUAGUUAUUGAUGAAUCCUCAUAUAAAUAUUCUGAUCAAGAUGAUACAAAGACAAGUUUAGUUUUAUGUCGACCAUUAAGUGGUCGUAUGCAUCAAAUUCGUGUUCAUCUACAAUAUUUAGGUUUUCCAAUUGUUAAUGAUCUUCUUUAUAAUGCUCCUGAUAUAUGGGGUACGAUGAAUGGACAAUAUGGUCAAUAUGAAAAUUCAAAUGAAUUUGUUGUUGAAACAUUUACUAAACGUCACAGUUGUGAAUAUUGGUUAAUGAAUGAUAAUGAUAAUGAAGAUGAAACUAUUAAUUUAAAUGGUAAACGAAUUAUUGAACAAGAUCAAGAAGAGAUCGGUGAUGAUACGAAAAGAAUUAAAACUGAAGAAACAAAAACAAUUGAUGUCAAUGAUGAUGAUGCAGUUAAAACAUAUAUUAAAGAACAUUGUUUUGAAUGUUUAAAUCAAUUUCGUGAACCACCAGCAGAUCAACUUAUUAUGUAUUUACAUGCAUUACAAUAUAAAAUAUCCGAUAUGACUACUUUUACUGGUUCAUUACCUGAAUGGUCUCAGAUCGAAAUAAAAUAA